This is a messenger RNA of Harpegnathos saltator (Jerdon's jumping ant), 468 nucleotides long. RefSeq lists its product as uncharacterized. The record is from RefSeq and is a predicted model, not a curated record. The transcript is spliced from 2 exons. Bases 5 to 310 code for a protein of 101 amino acids. Lineage: Eukaryota; Metazoa; Arthropoda; Insecta; Hymenoptera; Formicidae.
AGUUAUGAACGAUUUGCAACUGCAAAUCGGGCUGCAUUGUAAGCAUUUCACGGAUAUAUACGACACAUACCUUGUGCGCAGACAGGAGCACCGCAGCCUCGAGAGCACAAAAGAGGCAAGAAUAGCUCGAAAAGCAGAACAAGCGGCUUUGUUGGACGAAUUUGAAGAAGAGGAAAGUUUAUUGUAUGGCUUUGACAUCGCUAACUUCAAAUUUGCUAUAAUUAGAGCGACCUGUGUGUUCAACGGCGCAUUUCCGAGUAGGCAACUUCAAGCAGUUGUUCCUCAGCUAUUUAUUAAUAUUUUUACAUAAAAAUAUUAUUUCAGAUAGUUUAAAUAUUAAUAUGUGCUUACUUGUAAAACAAUAAACUUUAUGUUUAAAAAAAAUUCGAGAAAAUACGACCGUUUACUUGACCCUCCCCUCUUAAACAACUUAGUCACCGCUAGAGUUUCCAAUCCCAAAUACAAUUU